UUUGAAUUUUCUCAUUAUUUUUUAUGCUCAUGCAUCUGCCAAAGAAUAAUAAUCUCACCAUAAUAUCUUUCAACUCCAUCUUCAACUCUUUUUUUUUUUUUUCUAACUCUCCAAACAUCAUUGUUGAUACAUUUUUUUUUGCAUAUAAAAAGAAAAUAAAACAGAAUUUCUCUGUUUUUAUAUAUAAAGGAAAUUUCCUUUUGUGGUAAGUGAUUAAUGGAAAAUAUGAAUAUUAAAGAAGGGAAUAAUCAACAUAUGAAUGUUACAAAUUCAUGUAGUGGGAAUAAUAAUAAUAAUAAUAAUAAUUCAAUAGGUGGAAGAGACAGUUCAUCUUCACCUACAAAUUUUCAACAAAAUCAAGUUUCAAUGGAUUGGACUCCAGAAGAACAAGCUACUUUGGAGGAAGGCUUGGUAAAAUACGCCUCUGAGACGAGCAUAUCCCGUUAUGCAAAAAUUGCAAUUGCACUGAAGAACAAGACUGUUCGUGAUGUGGCAUUACGAUGCAAAUGGACCACGAAAAAGGAAAACAGCAGGAGAAGGAAAGAUGAUGCAAAUCUAUUGAAGAAAAAUAAAGAUAGAAAGGAAAAAUUGAUUGAUCCUACUGCAGUAUCGUCCCCCGUGGUAAUGCAGCAGCCUAGUUAUGCUCCAUACACUCAAGGAGUGGUUUCUAAUAAGUGUGAAGGUUUCGCAUCGUACCAUGCCACACAGCUUAUUCAUCAAAACGCCCGGAUCUUCGAACAAAUUUCUGCAAAUCUUGUUACACAUCAAAUACACGAGAAUACUCGACUUUUGUGUCAAGCUCGAGAUAACAUCUUCAAGAUUCUACAUAAGUUGAAUGAGUCGUCCUGCACGCUGAAGCAGAUGCCACCACUCCCAGUUAAGUUAAAUGAAGAACUCGCAAACUCCAUUCUUCCCCCCUCAACUCAUGCAUUGGGGGUGAUCAUCUCACAAUAG
Molecule: messenger RNA, 954 nt
Organism: Solanum verrucosum
Lineage: Eukaryota; Viridiplantae; Streptophyta; Magnoliopsida; Solanales; Solanaceae
Exons: 7
Coding region: 217-954 (245 amino acids)
Source: RefSeq, a predicted model, not a curated record